Molecule: messenger RNA, 663 nt
Organism: Aspergillus terreus NIH2624
Lineage: Eukaryota; Fungi; Ascomycota; Eurotiomycetes; Eurotiales; Aspergillaceae
Exons: 2
Coding region: 1-663 (220 amino acids)
Source: RefSeq, a predicted model, not a curated record
AUGAUCGACGAGAACCUUCCCACCUUCUUCCUCAAACCCACGAAGCAAAAACAUCUCUGGACCAUCUACCUGGCCCAACAUGGCGACGAACCCACCCCCGUCUACACCCUCCGUCACCCCGACCCGAAUUCUCCCGACUGCAAGAACCGCUACGCCGUCGCCCUCGCCGACCCCUUCGUCCCGGACGUGAUCUACGGCGAAGUCCUGAUUAUCCCCGAAUGGACGCAGCCCAGUCUCUCCGCUGAUGCCAUCCGCCAGAACGGCGGCGUGACCCCGCCGCCCGAACCCAUCCUCCCGACACGCUUCACCGUGCACCUGUACAACCCCGACCAGCAGAUCACCGUUCAUUUCAAGCCCAAGUCCUGGAACAGUCCGCCCACCUGGUCCUUCGAGAUGCCGCAGCACACCUUCCGUCAACCAUCGACCUCGGCCCUCGACCACACGCUGACCGACCCGGCUGCUGCCGAUACCACACCCAAGCUGCGGUUCAGCUGGCGACGCGACAGCAAACUCUCCAAAGACAUGACGUGUUUGCUGUCUGGGAAGACGACCACCCUGUCGGAGACCAAAACCAAACACAAGGAGCCGGACAUUACCGUGUCGAUCUUCCAAGCCCUGCGCGAAAUUACCCUCUACGAGCCGAAUCUGUACCGGGGGAGAUGA